GGAACAACCUAUGGAGGAGUGAGUGUGUGCUGCGCGUUGAAGAAGAGGAGGAGGAGGCGGAGGAGGAGGAAGACGAAGAGGGGAUCAGACUCUAAUAAGCAUCACGACGAGGCUGGCUCGGUGUUCCUUUCAUCUCUACUUGCUUCUCCUAAAUCGUCCGUCGUGUAGCAGUCGACUGCUCAUUAGCUUUUCGUGACGAAUGAAACGUUAGCUUUUAGCUUUAGCGCGAACGUCCGGAUUUUCUUUUGACGUUGUUGUCGAGGAGAAAAGUUUUGAAAUGAGGAGUCAACAGCAGCUAAGUCGAUGGCGACCAACCGAAAGGACGGGUUGAGUACAUUCGAGUUGUAGUUGGCAUUAGCUAGCUGUAUUACGACGUAAAUAUGGCUCAGGUGGUGGAAUUUAAAAUGGGGCUGUCACCGUAGCCCAGUUUGCUUAAACAAAAGAGGCUGUCGCUUAAACAAAGGUAUUAGGACGACAAUCGCCUCCGUUAUUACCCCGAGCGAGGCACGACUUUUUGUAGUGAGGCUCGCAGGUGUGUUUUGAACAAAAUGGGAGAGUACAGUAGCAUGCUACCCAAGCGACGCUUUGUUGCGGGAUAGGGCCAAGCCAGCCCCAGUCAGGCUGCACUGCCAAGGGGGUUGUUCACGCCAAGCCUUUAGCAGGUUCGAGGGGGGGUGACUGUUUGCUGUCGAAAGACGAAAAAAGGGGAAAAGACCCCACCAGCCUGAUGACACUGGACAACAUGAAGCCCGAGAGAGAUGCGACAGAGGAGUUUUUCGAGUAUGACGCGGAGGAGUUUCUGGUGUUCCUGACCCUGCUCAUCACAGAGGGACGGACGCCAGAAUAUUCGGUGAAGGGCAGGACCGAGGGGCUGCACUGUCCGCCCGCCCAGUCGGCCAUGCCACCUCUUCACAAGCAUGAAUGCAGUGAGAAAGUGCCACAGUGUCGGCAGGCGCGGCGGACUCGUUCAGAGGUGAUCCUGCUUUGGAGGAAUAAUAUCCCCAUCAUGAUCGAGGUCAUGCUCCUGCCUGACUGUUGCUAUGGCGACGAAUGCUCACCGAGUGACCCUAUCAGUGACCCGGUCAUCAAGCAAGACGCGUUGUUGCUGGAGAGAUGGACGUUGCAGCCAGUUCCGAGACAAAGCGGUGACCGUUUCAUUGAGGAGAAGACGUUGCUGUUGGCCGUGCGCUCGUAUGUUUUCUUCUCGCAGCUCAGCGCCUGGCUCAGUGCCUCCCAUGGCAUCGUUCCCCGAAACAUCCUUUACAGAAUCAGUGCCGCCGAUGAAGAGUUGGUGUGGCAGUUCCCUCAGCCGCCAUCCGAACACAUUUUCCCCAUCCCUAAUGUGUCCCAAAGUGUUGCGCUGCAGGUCCGUGUCCAGUCGCUGCCCCGCCAGCCUACCUAUCCUACUCUGGCUUGCAGCAUUCACACUGGCCUGCCCCCGCUCUACAGCAAAGCCCCCAACCUCAACAGCCAUGGUGGCCUGCCCACUCUACGAAAAAGCCAGGAGCCUAGCAAGGAGAACCAACAUUGCUCCAACAUUUAUAGCAAGAGCUCCAGCUCUAUGUCGGGCCUCCUUCUCAACGGAAUGCCCAUCCCAAAUCUUCCCAUCAACAAUAUUCCCAUCAACAGCUUCCCACAAACGGCCACGCCACCCCCCUACAGCAAGAAAAAUCAGGAACCGGGUGAUAACCACACAUAUCAGAACGGAGAGCUACCACAGGUCAACACCCCCCAAAAUCAGGAAUCCCCACUGUUCCGCCAGUCAUCCAGCUCGCCCACACCCUCACGUUCCCCUUCUCCGCACCCUGGGAAAUGGCUCUACUCGUCCCUCAAUGGUUCAUCUGACACCCCACCUUUGGAGGACUAUAGAUGCAGUACCAACACUGGCAAUAGGUCAAAAGCACCUCUACCCGAGCCGCUUCGAGCCUUGAAGAGCUUCUCAUUAGCUGAGCCUACACGCUGCCCUUCGCCGCGGCCCACGGCAAACGAAACCAACCCCUUGAUCGGUUCGCUGUUACAGGAAAGACAGGAAGUUAUAGCCCGCAUCGCACAGAGGCUCAACUUCUGUGACCCCACAGCGCCACCGCUUCCCCCUGCCCUUUUUGCCACGGAAAACCCUCCCAAAGCCACCUGGGGCAGUUGCCAUGAUGACAUAGCCGCCAGUAAGACCAAAGAGCCAGAGGUACCCCCCUACGAGUGUGUGGGUUAUGCUUGGCCCACACCCACAACCGGCACAUCUUUCCACAAGCAUGAGACCUCCUCCCCAAAACCCGCAGCCUGCAGGAAGUUGAGAUUGACUGAGACACGAGACAAGAGUGCGGAGAGGGAUCGAGACGUGACGAGAGAGAGAAGCAACAACAAAGAGCGAGACGGAUCCCUCAUCGCUCAGGCAGUGCACGACAUUACUCGACUCAUCCAGGAAAGACUGUCCGUCCCCUCGCUGUCACCCAGCCACAGCAGGUGUGGCAGCCCUCUGCACCACACACACACAACAACAGUCACGCACACAAUACGCACAUAUUCACACCCUGCACACGUUCCACACGCCUCACAGGACUGCUACACCAACGGACACAACCACGAACUUAACAGGGGCACACCCUCCGCCGCCCCGUACACGCCUCUUUGCACAAACAAAACUCGGCUCGACCCGGGAACCGAUUGCCAUUCUCCUCGAGCCCAAAAUGGCGCCCACGCUACACUUGAAGAACCUUCACUCAGAGGCCAGUUGUAUGCUGGUCCACGUUUACAAACUCCCACCCAGGAAAACCUACCAGUCCACACAACCAGCAGUCACAUUUUCCCACCCUCCUUUGAGAACGGACCUAGAAAUGACAUGCCUUCCGGUCAGCCCUGCAAGAGAUCCACCUCCAGCUGUAACGCAAUCCAAAAUCACUGCAAACUUCAAUCAUCGGCAUGGGUUGACGCUUUAGCCCAGGAUGAGAACCAAACACCUAGACAGUCUCCAGAUGUAACUCCCCCUCCUACUGUCCUGCGAACUCAUGGACCCCCUCCCCUGGGGCCCUGUAACGGCUGGAGGAAGCAAAAUCGCCACUCGUUAGACGCCACGGCGACCAAGGCCUUCCACCCCUGCACGGGCCUGCCCCUGCUCUCUAGUCCUGUACCCCAGAGGAAAAACCAAUCGGGCUACUUUGACUUGGACACCUCUCUGGUUGGCUGUAAGGGUUUGCCUUGGGCUUCUGGGAAAAGGGUGUGCCCUAAGGGAGACGAGUACACAGAUGACUCUCAGCAGCUUUUUAGUGCAAGUGCUCCACCUGCCAGUCUCAGUCUUCUGGGAAACUUUGAGGAGUGUGUGUUGAACUACCGCCUGGAGCCUUUAGGGACAGUGGACGGUUUCGCGGCUGAAGUUGGUGCCAGUGGGUCCUUCUGCCCCAGUCACCUGACCUUACCCGUGGACGUGUCAUUCUACAGCGUCUCUGAUGAUAACGCCCCUUCACCUUAUAUGGGUGUGAUCAACUUGGAGUCCCUGGGGAAAAGGGGCUACCGUGUACCUCCAUCAGGAACCAUUCAAGUGACCUUAUUCAACCCGAACAAGACGGUGGUAAAGAUGUUUGUGGUGAUGUACGACCUACGAGCCAUGCCAGCGGGACACCAGACCUUCCUGCGCCAGAGGACGUUUUCAGUCCCUGUCAGGCGGGACUCAAACCAUCAGAUCAACAGGAAACCCCUCGCUUUGGGCCAGGCACGAACUCUGCGCUACCUAGUUCAUCUGAGGUUCCAGAGCUCAAAGUCUGGGAAGAUCUACCUCCACAGGGACAUCCGCCUGCUGUUUUCUAGGAAAUCUAUGGAGGUGGACAGCGGUGCUGCCUACGAGCUACAGUCAUUCACCGAGUCACCCAUCGACCCACCGUUCUCGCCCCGCUGCUGACCCCUGACUAAAUCCCAGAACCGCCCCCCCCCAACUCUUUCCUCAUUCUCCACCUGACAGGCCAUACCCAAACUUCGAUUACAGCCAUGAGUCAUUGUGUUAGUCUGUGACUUGUGUUGGAAGAAAGAUUGAAGGACAGCAGAUGAUGGAGUGCACCCCGAUGUGGGACGCUUGUUAGAAUGGAAUUCUUUGUUGUUGAUGUGCAUGAUCUUUGUUGUGACUCACAGCUGGGUUGUGCAGGGCUUUGAAAUCCUGCUAGAAAUGCCUUACAAGAUUUAAAAGGUAAUUCAUCUGUGUAUUUCCCUCCUCCUGCGUCUGGCAGGAGAGUCGAGACCAAUAAUUGUCCACAGGACCAGUUGGACUCUUAAUUCUGUUCCCAAACUAGAAUGUUAAUUUGGACCUCAUUGUGACAUGAUCAGUUGUUGAUGAACUUCAGUUAUGUGACAAAUGCAAUCCACGGCCUCUUAAAUUGCAGCUUGUUUGAAAGUAAAUUUAGCCUAAUUUGGAGUCAAUAGCCUGUAGAAACCGACAUUUUUCUGCCUUUUAUUUAAUGUCCUACUUCACUGGAUUUUGUGUAAAAGGAAGUUUGAUGCCGGAUCCUCGGUAAUGAUCUGAUGAAGCAAUUUUGGGUUAAUACUGCAUAAAAGAAGCGGAUGAAUAAUUUUCGAGUUUGAAGCACACCGACUGCGGAGCACCUUCCCGUCAACCUUUCCGAACCUCACCACAGCAAACAAAAGGACCAUCGAAGAUGUUGAUCAAUUAAUCAUUGAUCAAACAACCGCACUGAAUUUAGGUAAACUUAACAAAAGAAAACAUGACAAAUGCACUGUGGAUUUGUUUUUAUCCCCCCUCAUCCGAACUGGAAAAGAAAGCGAAAAAUAAUUGUCCUCUUUUUGUACUGUUACAAAAACCACUUUAUUGGAAGUGUUGCAAUAGCGAAAGAGUAAUCUUAGUUCUAAGUGUUUACUUUCAGUUUACCUAACCAUCCUGUUUAUUUAAUAUUUAAAUUAAUAUUUCAGUUACUAUUUGUGAUGUCGCUCAUGCCAAGAUGAGUUAGUGUAAACUGUAUAUCAUAGUAUUUUUUGACAUUAUUCAAAUCUGAAAGAAAUAUAUAUAUCUUCUAAAUCAAUCUUUAAAUCUGCUCUGUCUCAUUUUUUCACCCAGCAGAAUUAGUUUUCUUUGCCAUUUUUACACACAUUUGCACACAUACUUUUACCUAAUAACCCUUUUACAAGACAAAAUCUUAG
Corythoichthys intestinalis (scribbled pipefish) is the source of this 5136-nucleotide messenger RNA. RefSeq names its product atos homolog A (gene atosa). The transcript has 12 exons. The record is from RefSeq and is a predicted model, not a curated record. Bases 728 to 3889 code for a protein of 1053 amino acids. NCBI's taxonomy places the organism in Eukaryota, Metazoa, Chordata, Actinopteri, Syngnathiformes, Syngnathidae.